Habropoda laboriosa is the source of this 12576-nucleotide messenger RNA. RefSeq names its product E3 ubiquitin-protein ligase HERC2 (gene HERC2). Gene Ontology annotation, molecular function: zinc ion binding; ubiquitin-protein transferase activity. Lineage: Eukaryota; Metazoa; Arthropoda; Insecta; Hymenoptera; Apidae. The record is from RefSeq and is a predicted model, not a curated record. Gene Ontology annotation, biological process: protein ubiquitination.
AUGACAGUACCAACAUUGGUGACCGGGCUGAACGGGCACAUGGUUGUGUACGCAGCGUGUGGCAGCGAGGACUCUCACACGUUGUGCGUAACGGCGUCCGGCAUAGUGUUUUCGUGGGGCGACGGGAAUUUCGGGAAGCUCGGUAGGGGAGGUUGCGACGGCUCGAAAACGCCAAAGAUAGUUGACAAAUUGUUGGACAUAAACGUGGCAAAGGUAUAUUGCGGUGGGCAAUUUUCGGCAGCUUUAACGGCAUACGGAGAGGUGUACACGUGGGGAAAGGGAGAAGCGUACCGGUUGGGUCACGGGACCGAGGAACACGUUAGAUAUCCGAAGGCGAUCGAAGCGUUGAAAGCGAAAAAAGUGAAGGAAUUGUCCGUGGGAAGCUUGCACGUGUUGGCAUUGACGGAGGAGCAAUUGGUGUACGGAUGGGGGAGAAAUGAUUGCGGGCAAAUCGAUCCAGCAUUGGACAUCGUCGUGCCUGAACCGACGCUCUGUCCGACCUUGUCCGGGAAGAACGUGAUCGGGCUGGCUUGUGGAGCGACGCAGAGUUUCGGCUGGUGCACAUCUGCCUGGUCGGUCGCGAGCAGAGUGGCAUUCGUGGUGGACAUUUGCGAGGAAACCUUUCGAUUAUUGGACACGUUGUUGAGCAAGGCGUGCGAAGGAUUGCCGGGUGGUACGCGGCCACCUACUCAGGACCGUGAGUGUUUGGCCGUAGCGACGCUGAAUCUGAUAAGAUUACAACUGCACACUAUGAUAACGCACAACAUAGAGGGUAAGUCGGUCGGGUUGGCCGGUGGUAGCCCGUUGUUAAAUUCGUUGAAGCAGCGAUGCGUAACGCUCGCAAGCAGCACGGGUAUUCUCGCGACGAUUCAAGAGGCGGCACAAGCCGUUUUGCAAACCGGCUGGAGCAUCUUGUUGCCUACUGCGAACGAACGGGCGAAAACGCUCUCGAAUUUCUUGUCGAAAGCGACGAACGUUGGCGCAUUAGUGGAGCAGCCGAAUAACGGAGGUAACGCGGUGAACGCGGGUCAGCAAUUUAUGGCGGAUUUGCUGGUGUCAAGCUUGAUGGCGGACGGUGGCCUGGAAUUGGCUUUGAAGGCUGCGGUGAAAGCGGAGACAAGCGAACUCGCGAGCGACGACACGAAACAGGCAAAAGAGUUGAACUCGGAGAAGAACAACGCGAUUAUAUCGUUGCUUCAGCUGGUGAAGCAGCUGAUAAAGAACGGCACCUGUAUCACGCAGUCAAAGUUGCUCGCGGCCGUCCAGCAACCGGGCCGGAAUUCUGAGGAGGAACGACAAAGGAACGAGAGCUGCUCUCCAAGUUUGAAUCUUCUUCUGAAGUUUCAGCGACUGCUGAUCGCUCAGGUGUACGAGUGCAUAAACGAGGUCGGGACGAAAAAGUUGCGCGAACAGGAGAUGCUCGGAGCGGAGUCACUGUUGAACAAGUACGUGUCGCAGAUCUGUAUCCACGUGACCGAGAUAACGUCGUUCACGGCUGAGCUAGGGAACACCGGUAUCAAGCAGUUCGUGUUGGUCAGUACCGUCCUAAGAGGCGACAUUGUGAACGUAUUGCUACCGGAACUGAUCACUUGCCUCAUCUUGCUACAACUCGACUAUCCUCUGUUACUGCUCAACAUGAACUGGUUGGAGAUAAUGACACCGAUGCUGAACGCGCUCGAUCGCUUCAACAAGCUGAUCCCAACGAUCGAUAAAAAUGAGACGGACGAUUUGUCCUGGCCAGGGAUCAUAGCUCCACAGCAUGGCAACAAGAUCUCCAUUUCGGACGAGCCUUUGGUUAUUCGUUGGGCUGAUCUGGAGAAUCACAAUCGUGACGGUGGCCUUUGGGUGGUGGUGAACAACAAUGUGUACGAUGUUCAAGACCAGCAGCAGCAGCAGCAGCAACAGCAGCAGCAGCUGCUACUACCGCGAACAAUGAUGGAUUCUUACUUUGUUGGUCAUUACUGCCAAUACUCCGAGCCGGAAAACACUGAGAUCACGAUCGACGUGACGGACGUCUGUUCCUGUUUACUCGACACGGAAAGAGCCCUGGGCUUCCUGUUAGGGUUGCACGCGCACAGGAUGCGACAAAGUCUACCAUUGCAAACGGCCGAGGAGGAAGCCGGCCGUUGGUUGAACGCAAAUUUCCUCCGUGGUGGAUUGCAAGUGCUACAACCGCCGAAUCCGUACGAGGAGGAGAAAGGAGAGGCGAGAAGCAACACGUCGACAGCUGCAAACUCGCCGACGGAACCACCGGUCCCCAUGCGUAAUACAGGAACGAAAAAUGAACCGCAAAAGGAACGACGCAGAGAGGAUGAUCGAGUCACCGCGUUCAUUUACGCGCUCGCCGAAACUCACAAAACCGACCCGCAGGUCCAUUCCUUCUUGACCAUCGUCGACAAAUACUCCAAGGCGAACAAUCUUCUGGCACACACCGAGAUCUCCGGUGAUCACCCGGUAGAGGAAGUUUGUCGAUUGUUAAUGGCGGUGAUCGUGAAGCAUCUAGCUUUGGGCCAUCAGGCGAUCAGCCUGAUCGAUCAUCAGGAUACGGGGAACGAGAACAGUCCGAGGCUGACGAAGCAAUUGGCCGAAAUGGUCCGAGCGAUCCAUCAAACCAAAUGGAAUUUAAUAAGAAUCAGACAGCAGCAAAAUAGAAGUUACAAAGAAGUCUGCGCUCCGGCACAGGAGAAAUGUAGAUUUCUUUUGCACGAGGUACGAUCCGCGACCAGUUACGAGAUCAAAGGAUUACAGGAUCUAAAGCUACUGCACACUGUGGCGAAAUUUCGGAAAACCGUGGAAACGGUGAUAAGAAACGUUCGUAAGAACAAGGAUUCCCCGAGCAAACCGGAAGACAUUGUCAACGCUUCGAUACAGAACGCGAAAAUGAAAAAUAAAUCCGACGAGGAUACCAUAAUCGUGACAACAGCAGCGGCAGCCGCAGCAGCAGCAUGUUCACCAAGGUUGGAAAAUCUAUCCGACACGAAGAAAACGUUCGGCAGAAUCAGCGAAAGGAUAAAGCAGAAAACAUUGAAUAUCGACUCGAGCGAGUUGAUGGCGAAUGUGAUAAACUUUGUGAUCACCGAGGAUGGCGGGGAUGUCGAGACGUUACGUCGGGCGAUGUAUUGUCAGGUACAGCGCGCAAAGUUACGCGAGCAGGGGACCUUAAUGAUGCAGCAAUUGCUAAAGAAGGAUUGGUUGAUCACAUCGGUGAGGUACUCGUUGUUGAACGGUUGGCUCGGGCUGUCGCACGAGAACAAAUCCCUCGGUGAUGGAAUAACGCAUUGCCUGGAGAAUAUUCAAUCGAUAACACCGUAUCAAAAAUCGAAGAUCAUUCUGGCGGAGGCGGAGGUAACGUCGUGGGCGGUAGAAGCGUUGCGAGCAUACGUGGUUCAAGCAGAGUUGCCGAGUAAACCGAGUAAGAUGAGCGACAAGAGCAGCUUGAAUCAAGGGACGUACACUUGGUUGCGGAAAUUGCCCAGAGCAAGGUUCUUGCUGACGAUACUGGGCAUGCUGACCAAUUACCAACACGCGAACGAGAUCGGGUUACUGAUCAACUCGGGCACCCUAUCGAGCGUUCUAACGUUGCUCAGACAGAUCGGACCGUCGGUCAGCCCGGAAGCAGAUUCGUCGGCGUCCGCGUGCGCGUCCGCGACCGGGAAAUCGGGGGAACCGCCUAUCACGGCUAUAUACGAGGACAGCCUGGAGAAGAGCAAACCACGGAGCGUUCAGCUUACCGGAAAGGAACUAGCGGCUCUGAUGAAAAUCGGGACAAGGGUGGUGCGCGGCGUGGACUGGAAGUGGGGCGACCAGGAUGGCCCUCCACCGGGGGAAGGUCUGGUGAUAGGGGAGCUUGGCGAGGACGGCUGGAUUCGCGUGCAAUGGGACAACGGUGCUACAAACUCGUACCGCAUGGGGAAGGAAGGAAAGUACGAUCCGCCGACCUCGCCGGAGACCGACAGCGACGUGGAUCCGGCGCAGGACGCUGCUAAAAUCGACAAGGCAGGAAACGUCCGUCACGUAGGUUUCGUCGACGUUCAUCCGACAACUUGUUUGAAAUCGGCUUCGGUGACGGUGCUUCGGGUUCUGCUGCUCUGUUGCGGCAUCGAGGCUGACAGGGUGGCCCCUUCCGCCAUAAAGAUACUCGGCUCGGUGUUGCGCGGUAUCGUAUCGUCCGCGUAUAAAUCGAGCUUCGGCACUCAGUCGCAGCUCGCUAGAGAGCAUCACAGCACGUGGGCGACCCUCGGUUCGUUCAGAGCGAUCGCCAAGUCGUCGGAACUCUGCAAAUCUCUCAGCACUAAACCGUGGAUCGAUUUCCUUCUGAACGUGGUGAUAGCCGAGGAGAACCAUCCGGAUCUGGAGAAACAGAUAAUGGCGGUGCGGUUGCUCGCAGCCGUACUGCCUUCUUGGUCCUCGGACAAUCCGAAUCAGAUACCCCUUCUCGAGAAGAUCUUUCGCAUAUUAGGUCACAUAGCGCUCACCUGCGAUCUCGGUACCAGCUUCGAACUCUAUUCAAACAAGUGUCGCGUCUCGCUCACCGCAUCUCACAGCUCGACCGUGGUCGAGGAGCUGGUCUCGUUGGUCAGAUAUCUGCAUUCCUUAUCGAAAUGGAACGCGUCUUUGAACACUUUCCUCGCCUCCAAGUUGUCGCUUGCCGCGGACCUAUUGAGCGACGGCCCGUUCUUUCAUAUACAGGUGAACGAGAACGGAGGUGAGAACAGCGGGAACAUUCAAGAUACGGUGAUGGCGGCUCUGAUCGUCGUAGGAGGACUCGACGACAGACCGAGAAUCGGCGCGUUGGUCGACGUGGACGGUCAACUCGGUACGAUAUUCAAAUUUACCAAACACUCCAAGAUUCUCGUUCAGAUGCACGACCAAGGGGGCGACGACGCGCGCCGAAAGGUCCCUUUUUUCGGAGUGAAACGGUUCACCGAGAAGUUUCAUCUCGAUCGAAUGCCCAUGCCUGACUCUUUCGUGUCCACUUGGGCGAAUUUACUGCUGGGUCAUCGUGGAAUGGACAAGAGACCGAACGGCAUGCCUGCCGUGAUAGCCGGCUCGGUGAAUCCCUCCAUUUUACGUAAUCAACAGCAACAACUCGCCGCACUGAACGCUGGUAAAACCAUGCUGGAUUAUCAGACAAAGCUGAGGAAGAUACUGAAACAUCCGAUUCACAGCCACGCCACAAACAACAAUUGCAACUGCAACAACAACAACAACGAUGACAACAGACGACGCACAACCCUCUUUCGGCAGAUGCUCGUUAGGGCGACGAGGCCACAACCGUUGAAGCCUAUAUUUAAACGAAAGGAAUUGGAAGAAGCUGCUCUAGCGGUUUCUCAGUAUUUGGCCUCGGAACUGAGACACUCGCCCAUUCAAGGAGCCGUAUCGGCUUCCGAACCCGAUUCCCCUGCGUCCGAUUGCUCGCUGGUCUCGUUGACGUCCAGUCAGAAAAAGCAUUGCAAGCACAGCGGUAGAAAGAGCCCUUCGAUCGCGAUGAGUCCGCUGGUCGCGCAACUCAUGGAUAUGGGUUUUCCGAAAAGAAGCGUUGAGUUUGCGAUUAAGAGCUUGAGCACCACCGUUGGGUUCAUCACUGCGGAAAGCGUGGUCGCUUGGCUACUCGAGAAUCCCGACGCGGCGUUGAGCGACAGUGAAACGUUGUCGAGCGCGUACGGCGGGUUAUCGGAGCCCGAAGACUCGACCAGUGAGAACAUCGAGGAUUCACCGUCCACGCACGAUCCUGUCGUCUCCUCGUCUUCGAUUAUAGCACCGCCCAACUACAUGAAACGUCCCGAUUUCCUCUCGUUGGACGAAUACGCGAUCUACGUGCGAGACAACCUGAUACCGGGUAUGCUGGUUCGUUGUUGCAAGAGCUACGAGGAGGUGGAGUACGGGGAUGUUGGUCAAGUGAUGAAAAUCGAUCCGGAAGGUUUGCACGAUCUAAACGUUCAGGUUGCAUGGCAGCGCAAGGGCUGCACCUAUUGGGUCAGAUUCAUUCACAUAGAGCUGUUGGGUCAUCCGCCAGCGAUACCAGGCCCGGCCGCGCUCAAGAUCGGCGACAAGGUGAGAGUAAAGGCGUCGGUAACCGUGCCCAAGUACAAAUGGGGAUCGGUGACACAUCAGAGCGUUGGAGUGGUAACGGGUAUAAUGAACAACGGAAAAGACGUGUCGGUAGAUUUUCCGCAGCAGAGCGGCUGGACUGGUUGCGCGAUUGAAAUGGAACGGGUACCCUCCUGUCAUCAUUCGGUCUCGUGCAACUCUUGCCACCUAUUGCCGAUAUCCGGGCCGAGAUUCAAGUGCAAGUAUUGCGAGUAUUACAAUCUCUGCGAGAAUUGCUUCUAUACGAAACGGUGUCAUCGGCACGGAUUCAAUCGGAUAGUGGAGCCAGGCUCGGCGGCGGUGUACGCCGGCAAGCCGGGACGAUAUCACAGGCAAGAUUACACCGAAUCCUCCUCGCUGAUCGACGAUUGGUCAAAGUGCAUACGAACGUUGAGCGUGUCCUCGAGGGAGAGUUGGGCAACGCGACUGGUCGACGCGUUGGGACUCUAUUGGCAGAGUUACGGCUCGCAGGGGAAACAUUGGAUUCGUCUGGAAAUGUUGCCGGGCAUACUGGUGCACUCGCUCAAGAUCACCGUGAAUCCGCAGGACGGCAGUUACAUGCCGUCGUUGAUAGCGGUGAGUGUUGGCGAGUCGUUCAACAGUUUAGUGGAAUUGGCGACGGUGAGCGUACGGCGCACCGACACCAGCGUACUCCUCCUGCAGGACAUCAAGGAGUAUUACCCGUGCAUCGAGAUCGCGAUUAAGCAGUGCCGGAACGGCGGGAUCGAUUGCAAGAUACGCGGACUUCAGAUAAUUGGCAAAAGGAGGAUGUUCGAGAAUCAACUGGCCACGUCUGUUUCGUUCCUCGCCUCGGACUGGGAGAUCGUGCAACAGCAGAUGAGCCCGGCGCAGCGCGGUACCGAGCCGCCACCGCCGGCCCAGCACUCGGCCGUCUACGUCUGGGGAUUGAACGACAAGGAUCAACUAGGAGGUCUGAAAGGAUCGAAGAUCAAGUUGCCGGUCUACACGGAAGUUCUCUCGAGGCUGAAACCGAUCCAUAUCGCCGGUGGCAGCAAAACUCUGUUCGUUGUAAGCCAGGACGGGAAGUUGUACGCCUGCGGGGAAGGGACAAACGGCAGGCUCGGCCUCGGGGACGACAGUAACGUGUGCGAGCCAAAGCCGAUUCCGUUUCUCAGUCAGUACGUGAUUAAAAAGGUGGCCGUGCACUCUGGUGGAAAGCACGCGUUGGCCCUGACGCAGGAAGGCAGGGUGUUCUCCUGGGGGGAGGGAGAGGAGGGCAGGCUGGGCCACGGGAAUUGCGUGUCGUUGGACAAACCGAGGCUGAUCGAGGCCCUCAAAUCGAAGAGGAUUCGGGACAUCGCGUGCGGCUCAGAUCAUUCCGCCGCCAUAACCAGUACCGGUGAAUUGUACACGUGGGGCUUGGGCGAGUACGGACGAUUGGGCCACGGCGACACCGCCACCCAGCUGAAGCCUAAGUUGGUCCAAUCUCUGGUUGGUCAGCGAGUGAUACAGGUCGCUUGCGGUAGCAGGGACGCGCAAACGAUGGCCCUGACCGCUGACGGUUCGGUUUACUCCUGGGGCGACGGAGACUUUGGGAAACUCGGCCGAGGUGGCAGCGACGGCUGUUACACGCCGCUCUUGGUCGACCGACUGAACGGUUUAGGUGUCGUGCAGAUCGAAUGCGGGGCUCAGUUCUCCCUUGCGUUGACCAAAUACGGGGAGGUGUGGACCUGGGGCAAAGGCGAUUAUUUUCGGCUUGGUAACGGCAACGAUCAUCACGUUCGAAAGCCAACGCUGGUCGAGGGACUUCGUGGGAAAAAGGUGAUUCACGUGGCUGUCGGUGCGCUGCACUGCUUGGCGGUAACCGACACCGGUCACGUAUACGCCUGGGGUGACAACGAUCACGGUCAACAGGGAAACGGCUCGACGGUCGUGAACAAGAAGCCGUCGUUGGUACACGAGCUCGACGACGCCAGAGUGAAUCGAGUGUCCUGCGGCUCUAGUCAUAGUAUCGCCUGGGUAUUGACCGAUCAACCGGCCACCAACAACCAAGAACCCGUCACAUUUCCCACCACUAAGGAUCCCCUUGGUAAAUUCUCGCUCCGAUUCAAAUCCAUCGCCGCCGGUACACCAGGAGAAGCAGAGUUGAGUGGCAGAGUCGCCAGCACCGGCGACAUCCCUGCUACCGGCGAUGCUUCCGCCGUUGCCAACCGACCCUCUCUUUCCAGCAUCAUCCUCUCGUUGGAAAGUAACGUGGCGAAGCAGCAAGCGUUGCAACACGUGAUAAACGCGCUGCGUAUAAUACAAGCUCGAAUCGCCGUGGUGACAGCGUUGCAAAGUCACUCGACCGUAAAGUCUUCGACAUCGUCGACAUCAACAGCAGCAGCAGCAGCCGUGGCUGAAAUGUCGGCGCCGGACGGAGCAGUAGCUGGAUCGAGCAGUGUCACCACCGCAGUUGGAGCUACAGGACAUAGCCAGGUUUAUCAGAACGUCGGGGAUAGCGCGCAGGGUGGCGGAGAAGCGCCGGCUAACGUCGCUGAACUGGUUAAUCUAGUGAGUAACAGCCCUCGUACCAGCCCUGAAUCCGAGGAGUAUCCGCUAGCUGCGGUCUUCCCCUCGAUGUCCAGUUCGGCCAGUUUAUCCUCGCGAGCCUCGAAAAUGUCGACUAGCGCGAUGAGCGUAAUCGCAGCCACUCUGACGUCGAACGCGCAAAUCGUCGGCGAGGGCGUGACCCCGGAUCCGAACUUGGACGAUUUCACGUCCACGUUGACCGAGGAGGACGCUAAAAUGCUGGUCGACCUGUUGAAACUGGCUGUUGCCAAUCGAAUAUGCAAAGGGGCCAAGGAGACGAUAUCCUCGGUACUGAUCGCUCUCGCCAAGACCAAUCAUUCGAUCCGCAGUAUGCUACUCGAGCUUUGCAUCACAGAGCUCGAGGACACGGUGGCCAACUCUAACAACAGGAGCAACGUGCCGCAGCCUGUCGUGCAGGAGAGCCCGCACCCUUACAUAGACGGGACCACGUUGACCGGGCACGUGAAGAUACCAGGCGCGGAGGCGCUGCGCGUCGCGUUCGAUCGACGCUGCUCGACCGAGAGACGCCACGAUCCUCUCACCAUUAUGGACGGAAACAAUCGAACAAUCGCCGUGAAAUCCGGUCGGGAAUGGAGCGAAUGGGCCACCGAAGUUCGAGUCGCCGGCGACGAGUUCAGAUGGAGAUUCUCCUCGGACGGAUCGGUGAACGGUUGGGGAUGGCGAUUCACGGUGUAUCCGGUGCUGGCUAGCCUGGCGCCCCACGAACUCGUCUCGGACAGGGCAGUUCUCUCGCAGCCAGCCAUCGCGCUCGCAGAAUCUCUCCUCGACAACGCUCUCAUCACCUUGGACAAGAAUAUCGCUACCCGGCUUGCCGCCACUUUGGCCCAGUGCAGCCAGUUGAGCGUCCUCUCCGCCCAGCAACGCAUGUGGGCCUUGAAAAAGUUGCAGGUCGUUUACACCAGCGGGCCCGGUAUACGUCCAGAGAUAGCCCUCUCCUCGCUCCUCGGCUCUUUGCCGCAGGCGCUGCUCAAACAGUACGCCUACGAAGAUCCACUGGUUCGCGGUGGAAAGCAAUUGAUGCACAGCGACUUCUUCAAAGUUCUCGUCGCGCUCGCCUGCGACCUCGAAUUAGACGGAAUGCAAUGCUGCUCGGAGAUCCACAAAUGGUCCUGGUUCCGGAGGUACUGCCUUUCCGCUCGAGUCGCCAAGGCUCUCGUCAAUCGGACGUCCCUUCCGAAACCGUUCUGUCUCGAGGUUACCAAACGAAUCAACGAGAUGAUCACCGAUGGAGAAACGAACAACAAGGACCACGAGAAUCACGAGCUUUUCAAACAGGAGCACGACGAGCAACUGUUGCAGUGGUUGAACCGAAGGCCCGAGGAUUGGACGUUAUCGUGGGACGGUUCGGGCGCGAUCUACGGCUGGGGUCACAACCAUCGCGGUCAAUUGGGCGGUCUCGAGGGGGCGAAGGUGAAGCUACCCGUUCUCUGCGAAGGCUUGUCCGCCCUUCGACCCGUUCAGCUCACCGGUGGAGAACAGACGCUGUUCGCCGUCACUGCCGACGGAAAGGUCUAUGCAACCGGUUACGGCGGGGUCGGACGUCUCGGAAUCGGUGGAACGGAUUCCGUUAUGUUGCCCACUCUUCUGGAGUCCAUUCAGCACGUAUUUGUGAAAAAGGUCGCCGUUAAUUCCGGCGGUAAACACUGUCUUGCCCUAAGUUCCGAAGGACACGUUUACUCUUGGGGCGAGGGUGACGACGGAAAACUAGGACACGGGAACAAAUUGUCGUACGAUCGACCGAAAUUGAUCGAAGAGUUGCUGGGUACCGAGAUCGUUGAUAUAGCUUGCGGUGGUCAUCAUAGUGCCGCGAUCACCAGCGCCGGAUGGCUCUACACUUGGGGAAAAGGUCGAUACGGACGAUUAGGUCACGGCGAUAGCGAGGAUCAAUUGACACCGAAACUGGUUGAAGCUCUGCAAGAUUACAAGGUAAUCGACGUUGCUUGUGGGAGUGGAGACGCGCAAACGCUUUGCGUCACCGAUGAUGAUAACGUUUGGAGUUGGGGCGACGGGGAUUACGGAAAAUUGGGCAGAGGAGGCAGCGAUGGCUGCAAAGUUCCUAUGAAGAUUGAAUCGCUCGUAGGCCUGGGUGUCGUUAAAGUCGAAUGUGGCAGCCAAUUCUCGGUAGCAUUGACAAGAUCAGGAGCGAUAUACACAUGGGGUAAAGGAGAUUACCAUCGUUUGGGUCACGGCUCGGACGAUCAUGUACGAAGACCGCGUAAGGUAGCAGCACUUCAAGGGAAAAAAAUUAUCUCCAUAGCAACAGGAUCGUUACAUUGCGUAGCCUGCUCCGAUAAAGGAGAAGUUUUCACUUGGGGAGACAACGACGAAGGCCAGUUGGGUGAUGGGACGACAAGCGCUCUUCAAAGACCAAGAUUGGUUCACGCGUUACAGGGUAAAAAGAUAACACGGGUCGCUUGCGGUAGCGCGCAUACUUUAGCAUGGAGUACCAUGAAAGCUACACAGAGCAGAAUGCCUGCCAGCACACCGAUGGAGUACGACCUAGUGAAAGAUCUUCCGUUUCCUGUGCUGCACAACCGAUUGGUACUUCUACACCAUUUCGCCGAACUACUUUGCCCCUGUUUGCCCAUGUUCCCAAUCAGCGGUGUUCCUAUCAGUUUGAGUAAAUUGGCUCCGAUGUUGGUGUACAGCAUCAAAGAAGCAACCUUCCGUAAAGUGGUACAGGCAACGAUGGUAAGAGAUCGGCAGCACGGGCCAGUGAUCGAAUUGAAUCGGAUACAGGUGAAACGAGCUAGAAGCAAGGGUGGAUUAGCUGGACCGGAUGGCAUUAAAUCCGUCUUCGGUCAAAUGGUCUCCAAGAUGUCUUUGCUGACGCAAGAUGUUCUCUUCUUCCCCCAUAGAGUCUGGAAAGUGAAAUUCAUCGGGGAAAGCGUGGAUGAUUGCGGCGGCGGAUAUAGCGAGAGUAUAGCGGAAAUGUGCGACGAAUUGCAAAAUGGUUCCUUACCGUUGCUUAUUCCAACACCGAACGGUCGAGACGAUAACGGCACUAACAGAGAUUGUUUCCUUUUGAAUCCGAUGGCUGAUUCGUCCGUGCACAUGAGCAUGUUUCGAUUUCUCGGCAUCUUAAUGGGUAUAGCGAUAAGAACCGGUAGCCCGUUGAGUUUGAAUUUGGCGGAACCCUUGUGGAAACAGCUCGCGGGCAUGUCGUUAACGCCCGCGGAUUUAACGGAAGUCGACAGGGAUUAUGUACCCGGGUUAUUGUGUAUCCGAGACAUGGAUUCCGAUCAAAAAGUAUUUCAAACUCUUGAAAUGCCAUUCUCCACCCCGUCCGCUGUUGGUCACGAUGUACCCUUAUCCAUCAGAUAUCGAAAAAUCACGCCGGAAAAUAAACACGAGUAUGUCCAAUUAGCAUUGAAUUAUAGAUUGCACGAGUUUGACGCACAGGUAGCUGCUGUUCGUGAAGGAAUGUCGAAAGUUAUCCCCGUACCUUUCCUCGCAUUGUUCAGUGGACCGGAACUAGAGACAAUGGUCUGCGGUAGUCCAGAUAUACCGCUUACUUUAUUGAAAUCCGUCGCAACUUACAAAGGCAUCGAAGCAACCGCUCCCCUAAUUCAAUGGUUCUGGGAGGUAAUGGAAGAGUUUUCCAACCAAGAGAGGUCCUUAUUUCUACGAUUCGUUUGGGGUAGAACUCGCCUACCACGUACGAUCGCUGACUUUCGUGGAAGAGAUUUUGUUUUACAGGUGAUGGACAGAUACAAUCCACCGGAUCAUUUUCUUCCUGAAAGUUACACGUGCUUUUUCCUCUUGAAAAUGCCAAGGUACUCCUGUAAACUAGUACUACGUGAAAAAUUAAAAUACGCGAUACAUUUUUGUAAAAGUAUCGACACCGACGAAUAUGCUAGGGUACAAGCUGCAACCAAUUCGGACACCGAAGAAACGGACAGCCUUGCUAGCGAAGAGUAUAUAUCGCUUUAA